Molecule: messenger RNA, 1301 nt
Organism: Nilaparvata lugens (brown planthopper)
Lineage: Eukaryota; Metazoa; Arthropoda; Insecta; Hemiptera; Delphacidae
Exons: 2
Coding region: 410-874 (154 amino acids)
Molecular function (GO): DNA binding
Source: RefSeq, a predicted model, not a curated record
AAAAAAACAUGGCUUUUUAAUAAUAUUAUUAUUAAUGCACUGGGAAUAUUAUUGUUUUGAACCGACAAAGUAACGAGUUAAAUAUAGGACUAGACUCAAUUGAGACACAAACAAAGAAAUGUUUUUACUUUUAUAAAUACUGAAGCAGAAUAAAAGAUUCUGGAAAUUACAAAAGAUCUAAAGUGCAAGUGUAAUAAUUAUUAUAAGUUGAAUGAAGUAUUAAUUAUUAAAUUUUAUUCAAGGCUGGUUCUAAUGCCGAAUAAAAUUGAUGCAAUAUAAAGUGAAUCACCCACUACACUGCUGUAUCAACAUUGAAAAGGCAUUGUUUGAAACAUUUCCUCCAAUCUUGUGUAAAAACUAAGCGUCAUCAAUGUCAAAAAGCCGGUAUUAGUACUGCGUAACUGAACUCAUGAGAAAAUGGAGGAAUGUGAGAGUGAACUACAAACGAGAGAAGAGGCAGGAAAAGUAUCAGGAUAAAAGAAGGAAAUACAUCCACAGUGAAAUACUGACGUUCUUGGAUACUGCGUGCCAAAAUAAUAGGCAUUCGAAAAACAAUGUUGACCAUCAAAAUGACUCCAAAGACUGUCCAUCCAUUCCUGAUGUGGAUACCAAUAGUCUUCUACAAUUGGACCUCGAAGAAGUUGACUUCAAGGACGAAUUUUCUUCGGAAGUGUCUGAGAAUAAAUUUCAAAUCGAUUCAGUUUCUCUGCAAAAUACUCCUGCUGAAGACUUAAAGACGACAGCGAGCAGAGAGUUUCUUCUGUCAUUGUUACCUGAUGUGAUGUCGCUGAAUGAGAGACAGAACAUGCAAUUUAGAUUGGAUGUUUCGAAUCUUAUAAACGAUUUGAGAUUCAGUAACAAAUUCCAGAAUUAAACUCCUCAAUAUUCAGAUGAAAAUGUGUGUGAAGACAGUAAAAAUAUUAGAUUAGACCUAUAUUUUCCAUCAUUUUGAAUCAAGAUCAGACCUAUAUUUUCCAUCAUUUCGAAUGAAUUACUUAAUAUUACGUACUCUAAGUGCUUGUAAUAUAAUUUUCCCUCAAUGAUCACCAUAAAAAUUUUGCUUCACCUUGAGUAUUUUCACUUGAAAAGUGAUGUGUGAUCAUCAGAGAAUUGUUCAUAUAUAAUAGAUAACUAUAAAUAAGAGAUGACGAGCAUAAAUUAACCGUUAUGAAUUUGAAAUCUCCUCUAUGUAAGGGUGACUAGUUUAACGUAUUUCACGUUCUUAUGGACCAUGCUUUUUCAUGAGUAUUGGUGUUUAUACGGUAUAUCUACAAGCCAUUCCAUUUUUUCAAGGACAUUGC